Molecule: messenger RNA, 2595 nt
Organism: Alnus glutinosa
Lineage: Eukaryota; Viridiplantae; Streptophyta; Magnoliopsida; Fagales; Betulaceae
Exons: 22
Coding region: 353-2194 (613 amino acids)
Biological process (GO): CTP biosynthetic process; pyrimidine nucleobase biosynthetic process
Molecular function (GO): CTP synthase activity; identical protein binding
Source: RefSeq, a predicted model, not a curated record
CUGGCUUUGGGUUGGGAUGGCAUGGCUGGCUGGGUAUAUAAACUGACUGAUACCGAGCAAUUUCAAACUCAUUCCUUUGGUUUCUCCCAUUCUCACUUCAUCCGUUUCUAUCAGACUCCUUUUGGUUGGUGUAUUUGUUUCUCAUGCUCUUUGCACCUUGCCACCUUUGUUGUUGGACGACGGGAGAGAGAGAGAGAGAGAGCAUAACGUUCAAAGACCCAAAGUAUUUGGCUAGUCGUACAAGAUAAACAUGCCAGCUUUUGCUCUAGAACCGCUUCAGUUGGCUGGUUGGUUUUAGUUAAACAGCGUAACCAAGCUAGGUGCAAUCUAAAACAAGAUAAGAAAACGAAAAAUGAAGUACGUAUUGGUGACGGGUGGAGUAGUUAGCGGUCUGGGGAAAGGGGUCACCGCCAGCAGUAUUGGUCUGCUUCUCAAGGCCUGUGGACUUCGCAUUACUUCCAUCAAAAUUGAUCCUUACUUGAACACCGAUGCUGGAACAAUGUCCCCUUUUGAGCACGGGGAAGUUUUCGUGUUAGAUGAUGGCGGUGAGGUGGACCUGGACCUUGGGAAUUAUGAGCGAUUCCUUGAUAUCAAGUUGACACGCGAUAAUAAUAUUACUACUGGAAAGAUUUACCAGUCCGUUAUUGAUAAGGAGAGAAGGGGAGAUUAUCUGGGGAAAACUGUGCAGGUUGUCCCUCACAUCACAGAUGCCAUUCAAGACUGGAUUGAGCGUGUGGCAAUGAUACCAGUGGAUGGGAAGGCAGGUCCAGCCGAUGUUUGUGUCAUAGAAUUGGGUGGAACUAUAGGAGACAUUGAAUCCAUGCCAUUUAUUGAGGCAUUAGGGCAAUUCUCAUACCGUGUAGGGACUGGAAACUUUUGCUUGAUUCAUGUCAGCCUUGUGCCUGUUUUAAAUUGUGUUGGAGAACAGAAAACAAAACCAACCCAGCACAGUGUUCGGGGACUAAGAGGCCUGGGUUUGACACCACAUAUCUUAGCUUGUCGCAGUACAAUGGCACUUGACCAGAACGUAAAAGUGAAACUCUCUCAGUUUUGCCAUGUCACGGCAGAAAAUGUCAUCACUCUCUAUGAUGUACCCAACAUCUGGCAUAUUCCUUUGCUUUUAAGAGAUCAGAAGGCACAUGAAGCAAUCUUGAAAGUGCUGAACCUUCAGGGUGAAGCUGGGGAGCCUGCAUUAGAGGAAUGGACUUCUAGGGCUGCAAUCUGCGACAAGUUGCAUGAUCCGGUCCAUAUUGCCAUGGUUGGGAAGUAUACAGGCCUUUCAGAUUCCUAUCUCUCGGUACUGAAGGCUCUUGUGCAUGCUUCUGUUUUCCACCGCAAGAAACUCUUUGUAGAUUGGGUUCCAGCUUCCGACCUUGAAGAUGCAACUGCAAAAGAGAAUCCUGAUGCUUAUAAAGCUGCCUGGAAGUUGUUGAAGGGUGCAGAUGGUAUUCUUGUUCCAGGAGGGUUUGGUGACAGAGGAGUGCAGGGGAAAAUUCUUGCAGCAAAGUAUGCUCGAGAAAACAGGGUUCCAUUUCUUGGCAUUUGUUUAGGAAUGCAAAUUGCCGUCAUUGAGUUUGCACGAUCUGUUAUUGGUCUGCAAGAUGCUAACAGCACUGAAUUUGAUCCCAAUACCCGGAAUCCCUGUGUUAUACUUAUGCCUGAGGGCUCAAAAACACAUAUGGGAGGCACCAUGCGUCUUGGAUCAAGGAGAACAUACUUCCAGGUUAUCGACUGCAAAUCUGCAAAACUAUAUGGAAGUAAAAGCUUCAUUGAUGAGAGACAUCGGCAUAGAUAUGAGGUGAAUCCUGAUAUGGUAGCAUGCCUUGAAAAAGCUGGUCUCUCUUUUGCUGGCAAAGAUGAAUCUGGUCGACGCAUGGAGAUUAUCGAGCUACCAAAUCAUCCAUACUUUAUUGGUGUUCAAUUUCAUCCUGAAUUUAAAUCAAGGCCAGGAAAACCUUCUCCUUUAUUUUUAGGACUUGUAGCAGCAGCAGCAGCAGCAUGCAGGGAGUUGGAUGCCGUCUUUUUAGACAAUGGGAGCCAAAGGAAUAUCCCAAAUGGAGUAGGCAAUCAUACCGCAAAAAUCAAAGCAUACCAAAAUGGAAGUGCAACUAAGGCCACCAAUGCGUUGCCUGAUGGUGUUUAUAGCAAUGGCAAUGGCAAUGGCAAUGGCAAUGGCAAUGGGAUCUACUUGUGAAGGUUAUUGAAGCCUUACGUUAUAGGAUUUCUCUGUGUCUCUCUGUGGUAUGGUUGGUAGGUUUUGCCCGGGCCUUUUAGCCUUUAGCUAAGAUUUUAUGAUUGUACAGUUAUCUGGAUAUUGGUAGGCAUAGGUCUCCAAAGGACUUGUAGGACACAGUUAGAUCCCGGUCUUUUAAACGGGAUAGCUUGUAUUUAGGUUUGCGUCUCUCUGCAGUGCACUAUGUUUUUCUCUUGUUUUUGGUGCUUUUAUUGAAUCUUAACUAUGCACGAACACAUGCGGUUUGCACUAUGUAUACAUUGUAAACUUUGUGCAAGGCAGAAAUCAUCCUCUUUUAAAAUUGGAUAAUUUCUGUUGAUUGUUUUUUAAUAGUAUCUUGAACUCACCUUCUCUUGAUGAUA